Molecule: messenger RNA, 11454 nt
Organism: Musca domestica (house fly)
Lineage: Eukaryota; Metazoa; Arthropoda; Insecta; Diptera; Muscidae
Product: RNA-binding protein Pasilla
Exons: 9
Coding region: 2338-5073 (911 amino acids)
Biological process (GO): mRNA splicing, via spliceosome; regulation of alternative mRNA splicing, via spliceosome
Cellular component (GO): nucleus; cytoplasm
Molecular function (GO): mRNA binding
Source: RefSeq, a predicted model, not a curated record
UUUCAGUUGUGUGUUUCACAUUGAAAACAACGGAGCAAUCACAGAAAUUAUCCAAAAUAAAAUAAUAUUAAAAAAAAAACACUGCACUGCGAACGCACGACCAACCAUCCAACAACCUACUCUACACAAAUUUCAAAUAAAACCAAAAUCUAAACAAAAAAAAAAUUACAAGCAAAACAAAAAAUCAUAAAAAACGUGUUUUUUUCUGAAAAAAAUCGUUACCAAAACGCAAACGACGAGUGAAAAAGCCAAAAGUCAAAUCUAAUCAACCAAAUAAUAAAAAUAAAAUUUGUUUGAACAAGAUAAACAGCAAAAAAGGACUAAAACCAAACGCAUUAUAACCAACCAACCAAUCAACCAACAUCUAACCAAACGUUCGUUGCGUGUUGCAUUGCUUAACAGAAACCGAAACAGAAACUAAAGCAGGCUGUCAGAACUCACCAAAAUUACAGAUAAUUAAACAAAAAAAAAAAAAAAUAUCAUAAGGAACUCAUUAGUGUGGCACACAUCAAACGAAACAACAACAAAAACAAGAAAAGAACUCGGAAGGAUCACAUCAUUAACUGAGAAAAAGCACAAGAGAACAAAAGUUAGCCAAAGAGAGUCAACAAAGAGAAAGAAAAACAAAAAAACAGAAAACAAAUUUUGAAGUGGUUAUGAAAAAUUGCCAUCAACAAGUUUAAUAGCUGGCGGCAAACAGGAUCAAAUCCCAAAAGCAUCAUCCAUACCAUACUCAGAGAUUUUAUUAGCAAUUUGGAGUAACUGAAGUGAGGGGCAAAGGCAACAGAGAAAAAACAAGUCACCCAGGCCAAGCAAAUACGUGUAGCUAAUUUUUUGUGUUUUUGGUUAAAUGCUUAUUACGCUCUCAUCAUUGCUGUAAAUCAAAACCUAUAGCUCUCGCCACAAUCUUUGUCGCCAACCAAUCAAUCAGUCGCUCUCUCUCUCUAUCUCCUAUCUCUAUAUAAAUAUUUCGCUCUGUUGUGACGAUUAAACAUCUCAAAACAGUAAUAGAAAACCAUCCCAAAAAUCAAAAAUAAAAUCAAGCAAAACAACACCAAAAAAUAUCCACCACAACCACCAAACGCCACCAACCACCACCGUCAGAGCUAUUUGAAUCAUCAACCAAAUCAAAAAAAGCAAAAAAACAUUUCAAAACAAUCGCCCAACCAGAGAGGUUAGCUAAACUCGUUUCUCUCUCGCCAUCGUUAUCGUUAAAACCAUCAAAAUUCCCAUCAUAAUGGCCGAAGACGCUACCAUGGAAACUUGCCCCAGCCCUGAAAUUGGUGACUCUAGAAAAAGACCACUCGAUACCGAUCCAGAAAAUGAACAAUCCAAACGCUCCCAUUUCAGUUCUGCAACAUUCCCACAAAUGUAUUAAAUGAAAAAAAAUAUAUAUUAAAAAAAAAAGAAAUUGUGAUAAAAAAGUUAACCAAAUAUUGGUACAUCAAAGAAAACUCAAACAUCUUGUAAAAACAAACAUGUUGUGAUAUUAAAUAUUUAAAGGCCACAAAUCAAGCGAAAUUUUCAUCUACAAAAAAAAUACCUGCCUGCAGUGUUUACAAAACCCCAUAAACGUCAUUUGCCAAGCUUUUUGACAUCCCAAAACAAGCGAGAAAAAAAAAAAAACAAGUGCAGACAUCUAAACAAAAAUCAAAAAUAGAAAAAAUCAAAAUAUACAAAAUAUAAAAAAUUCAAUAACAUUACGCCCUCCCCAGAAGAUCUCUAUAAAAUUAUCCACAGCAAAAAUUAAGAAAAAAAAAGCGAAGAAAAAUAAAUAAAAAUUACAACAACAUUACAACGUUAAGGCUAGCAACAACGUUUUUGUUCUCUUGCAUCUGCCCAACUCCAACAACAACAACAUCAUCAAGGUGGCCAGCCAAAUUCGAGCACCAGCCGUAAUAUCAUCAGCACCGCCACCAACACCAACACCACAACCAGUAUCAGCAUCAGCAUCAUUUUGUAGCAGCUUUAACAACUGGCCCAUAACAAAUCAAAGGAUCCGGCAAAUGUUGAUAAACAAUGUUUAUAAACAUCGAGCACAGCAAGAGAGCAGUAGAAGGAGAGAGAAAUAAAAGAGAUGCCUACAGAUAAUUCAAGGAUAUAACAAAACGUCCAUUCAACCAACCAACCGACCAACAACCAUCCAAGCAACUGUAAAUGUGAUAAUUUUCCAAUUUCCAUUUCCCCCAUAAAGAACAACAAAAACAAACAAAAGAGAAGAAAAAAAAUCUCCAAAACCUACAAAUUAUUUGACAAGACUGAACAAAAGAUAGCUGGAAAGCUCUUCCUGAUUCACAAAACACAACGUCCACAAAAAAAAAAAAAAAACGAGAAAAAAUGUCACAAAUAAAUGCCCUUAGCGAAAGUCUCAUGACAAAUGCCUUCGAUUUAAUUGGAGGCUCCACCAUGGCCCAACAGUUUUUGGAGCAUAUGGAUUUUUAUGCCAACAAUGGCACAACAACAACAACAACACAUCACAAUCAUCAUCAACACCCAGAACAUCAAAAUUCACAGACACCAUCACCCAACUCCUCCACAACGACGACGACGGCGACGACGAAUAGUGGUUAUCGACAACAACAACAACAACUGCCAAAUAAUCUGGAUUUUCAUCAACAAACUAUGGAAGGAUUCUUCCCCACCACCAAACAAAUGAUGAUGUUUGACAACCAACAACAUCGGAAUUCAAAGUCUGAAAACAAUUCAUCGGCCUCCUCAUCGCCAAGUUCCUUAAAUUCCAAUCAUUUGUAUAAUCAUUUUUAUAAACCACUACAGCAGCAGUAUACAGAAGCAACAACAAACCAGCAUCAGGGUGGACCAAGUUCCCCAGCAAACAUGCCAAGGCUGUAUGAGCUGUAUGGGCAACAAAGCAAUCCACAACAACAUCAGGCCUCAAUGCAACAUUCCCUCUCCAACACGAGUAAUCAUCUCAAUCACCACCACAACAACAACAACAACCACCACCAACUACAACAACAACAAUCAUUAGAAAAUAAUUUAUAUCAAACCUCUCAGCAUUUAUCCAAUUUAAAUAUACAGAUGGAUUCGCAACAACAACAACAACAGCAACAAAACUUAGCACAAACAGCUGUGAUUGGGCCAACAUCGUCAUCCACAUCCGGCACUUCAUCGGCAACAUCAGUUGCAACCAUGAUGGGCUCCAGCAACAAUACAACCUUGGUGUUGGGCAACCAUAACUCCGCAACGAAUAACAACAAUGCCAACAACCAUUUGAAUCAUAACAAUAAUAAUAAUAACAACAAUAAUAAUAAUGGCCCUAACAUGGGCAAUAAUAUGAGCGGAUCAUCGUCGAGUACGGCUACGUCGGUGUCCACCGUUACCACAUUGGCAAAUCCAAUAUCACCUCAGCAGCAGCAAGAGCAACAAUCUCAGUCUCAACAGCAUCAGCAAUAUCACCAUCAGCAGCAUCAACAUCAGCAGCAGCAUCAUCAGCAACAACAUCAACAUGAAGGCGGCUCAACAUCUCCCUAUAAAUCCUGUUUGUGUUUUGGGGACUCAACCUACCACAUGAAGAUUCUAGUUCCAGCCGUGGCCUCAGGGGCCAUUAUCGGCAAGGGUGGCGAAACAAUUGCAUCCUUGCAAAAGGACACCGGUGCUCGUGUUAAAAUGUCCAAAUCCCAUGAUUUCUAUCCAGGAACUACCGAACGCGUUUGCCUCAUUACCGGCACCGUUGACGGCAUCAUGGCCGUCCUGGACUUUGUCAUGGACAAGAUCCGCGAAAAACCAGAUCUAACCUCGAAAAUUCUCGAUGCUGAAAGCAAACAGAGUCAGGAGCGUGACAAGCAAGUAAAAAUUUUGGUGCCCAAUUCCACGGCCGGUAUGAUUAUCGGCAAGGGUGGUGCUUAUAUUAAGCAGGUCAAAGAGGAGAGCGGUUCGUAUGUGCAAAUCUCACAGAAACCAAAAGAUAUAUCAUUGCAAGAACGUUGCAUCACCAUCAUCGGUGACAAGGAGAACAACAAGAAUGCCUGCAAAAUGAUCCUAUCGAAAAUCGUCGAAGAUCCCUCAUCGGGAACGUGUCUUAAUGUCUCAUAUGCUGAUAUUAAUGGGCCAGUGGCCAAUUUCAAUCCAACUGGUUCGCCAUAUGCCACAAAUCAGAAUGCCAUCAAUUCGAGUACAGCAUCGUUGAAUUCGACAUUGGGCACAACCAUUGGUGGUGCUGGCACAGCAGCAGGUCUUCUAGUCAAUGGAACGGGCAUUAAUUUGUCGUUGAAUUUGAGCUCACCAAAUCCGGCACCAAAUCUAGCUUUAGCCACACAAUUGUUGGAACACAUUAAGGUCGCUUUACGCAGUUCAGGUUAUUCUGAAACAGCCACCACAGAGGUCUGUGCCGCAUUAGGUGUUUUAGCCAAAUACGGUGUACUCGGCAUGGGUGUUGGCCUGCAACACACCAACGGUGCCCACACAACACUUGGUAGCUAUUUGGGUGUCUCCGCCUUGGAUCAACAGACCGCUGCCGCUGCUACGGCCGCUACUGCGGGCAAUGUAUUCGGUGCUGUCGGUCAAGUCAAUUUAGAGCAAUACAGUGCUGCUGUUGCGGCCGCCGCAGCUAAUCGACCCACUCAACAACAGCUGGAUGCUGCUGCAGCCCAAUUUGAUCCAUUCCGUCAUUUAAAUUCAAAUGCUGGUCAAGCCGCCACACCGGUAUCGCUGAAUAACAAUAGUUUUGGAUUGACAGCUGCCACCGGCACGGUGACCACAGCGCCCACUUUGAAUGCGGCCACUGGUGCACAUGCCCUGAGCGGUAUUAGCAAGAGUCCCACACCGGGUGAUUUAAGUGCCAAGGAUACAAAGAAUGUGGAAAUUCCUGAAGUGAUUGUUGGCGCUAUUUUAGGUCCCAAUGGUCGUUGUUUAGUUGAGAUCCAACAUAUUUCGGGUGCUAAUGUGCAAAUUUCAAAGAAAGGCAUUUUCGCCCCUGGCACCAGAAAUCGUAUUGUAACCAUAACUGGUCAACCGAGUGCCAUUGCUAAAGCUCAAUAUCUAAUUGAACAGAAAAUCAACGAGGAGGAGACAAAAAGAGCGCGACAAAUUCCAUUAGCCACUGUUGUGAAUUAAAAGAAAAAAAAAUACAAAGCAAAACAAAACAAAAAAGAAAAAAAUCAAAUUUUUUUGCAAAUAGUUAAAACACCAAUUCACCAACACCACAACCACCACCACCACCAACCACAACAACAACUGUCAUCAACAAACAAAAGAAAUCCUUUCUUCAUUAACAAAAAACCAACAACAACAACAAAUAUAAAUAUAUAUUUCUAAAGAGCGUUACAACCAAAAACCGACAAAGAACUAAAUCUGUUUAUUAGUCUUGUUCCUCAGCAACCCCCUCCCCCUCUUCCAGCCACCCCUUUUCACAUCUACACAAUUGUUCACAAUGAAAAACCGAAAAAAUAAGAAACUAUAACAAAUAAUGUUCUUGAAUGAUUAGAUAUUUUAAUUAUUGUUAUAAUAACUAAAUAAUUAAAUUCAAAACAAAACCAAGAGAAAAAAAUCGAAAAGUUUUAAAAACUUACAAAUACCAGUUUUCCUAACUUUUUUCCCCAACUGGAACUGUUUCACCUGUUUCCCAAAAUCACCCCUCCCCCCAGAGAAGGGAAAAUGAAAAACAAAAAACAAAACCAACAACAACAGAUUACUUUCAUUACAUUUAAAUAAGUAAAAUGAAAACCCCUAAAUAAAUUAACAAAUAAUUAAAUAAAAUAAACAAAACAAAAACUUAGUAAAAUAUACAAUUAAUAAUUUUUAAAAUUAAAUUAAAACAAAUAAGAAAAAAAGAAAAACUAAAUAAUGUAAAUUCAAACAAAGUAAUAAGAAAAAAAACGAAAAAAGUGUUAAAAACGUAAUUUUUUUAAGGAAACUACAAAGGAAAAGAAAAAUGGAUAAAACGAAAAAAAAUCUUCUUAAAAAACAACAACAACAAGAAAAUACAAAACCAAUAACCUUAUAAAAUAUAUUUAAAAGAAAAAUACAAACAACCAAGAUAUAUAUACAAGAGAUAUUUUCAAAACAAGAAAACCAAUUUCUGCUCUCCCUCCCUUUCCCCUCUCUCUCUCUCUUAAGAAGAAACCAUAUUUAAAGCUCCAUUUAAUUGACAUUAAUGUUGAAACUAUUGAAAAUAUUUAGCGAAAACAAAACACACAGACAGAGACACAGACACAGACACAUUACAUAUAGCAACAACAACAACAAAGAAAGAAGAAAAUUUUAAAAAAAAAUGGAAACAAAAAAAGGAAAACUAACAACAAACCUAAUAAUAAUAAAUUGUUAUUAACAUUAAGCCAUAUAGUUUAAAUAUAUAUAAUGAAAGAAAAAAUAAAAACAAAAAAACAAUUUUCCUUUUUUAAGUAGCUACAAUUAAUGACAAAAAAAAAAGAUUUUUAAUCAAAUACCAAGAGAGAAUACAAAAAAAAAACAUAACUAAACUUUCAAUGUUUGAAAAAAAUAAGAUAUUUAAAAACAAUAAUAAUUGUACUGUAAUACCAACAACAACAACAACCGAAGCAAAACAAAAAAUUCAAGGCAAAUAGAGGAUAUUUUUUUAAGGUGUUGUAUUUUUCUUUUUAAUUUUUUUUUUUUUUUUGUUAUUUUGAAUAACUUUUUCAUUCUUGUCCUGUAAAAAAAUUGUUUUUUUUUUAACCAAAAAAGGAUGGAUGGAUGCUAAUAUUGAAUUUAAAAAAAUAUAUUUAAAAAACAAAUCAUUGAAGGGUCUCUCAAGAGAAGUGUCAAAUAUUUGGGAGGAAUUUUAAAUAUAUCAAAAGGUCUCAUAUUUUUUGAGACUGUUCUUCGUUUUUAUAAAAAUAAAAAAGGAUAUUCUUAAAUUACGGCUCAAUGACUACUAGCCAUCAUUAAUCGAAUUUAUGGCCACAGAAAUCCGUUUAUUACAUCCUGUCCGUUGACUAAGAAUGGCGAGAGAGAUAGAGAUAGUCGCAACAAUUUUUAUAGUUAUCAGCAUUGCUAAUGAGAAUUAUUUUUCAAUUCAUUCAUCACUCAUUUCAAAUCGGACUUUAAUGAAAAUAAUGGAGAGAAGAGAGGCUCUUGACUAAUUGAGUCGAUCAAUGAUUAUUAAAAGUCAAUAAUACGAUACAUGACCAGAGCAACCAGUUAAUUACUAAUUUUCGAUUGUAUUUCUCUCUCUCUCUUUUUUUCUCUGCGGUUCACAUGUAAAUUUUACAUAAAUAACAAAUUAAUUUACAAUUGGUACUCACAUAUUCGUAUGUGUAUGUUAACAUAUAUCAGUUAUGAACGGCUUUCAACGAAAGAGUAUACACGAAAGAGUAUACAACGAAAGAGUAUACACGAAAGAGUAUACAACGAAAGAGUAUAUACUCUUCUUAUUUUCAUUUGCAUUAGUUUUGCAUAAGCCAUUGGUGAACACAACAGUAAGUUUGGUUCUUUCUCUCCCUGUGCGUUGAUAGAGGAGAGACUUGCUCUCAAUGGAAGGCAUGUCUGAGUAAUGUAUUCAGACUUUUUCAAUGAUUUGUUUUUUAUUUAGAUUUUUUCAUCUCUUUUGAAAGAAAAAAAUAAAUAAUAAUUUGUUGUUUUGUUUUCCCUAAAUAAAAAAUAUUUUCUUUUUUUCCUUCUUGUUAUACACAUAUAAAUAUACAAAAAAUCUCAAGAAAACCUGAAUAAAAAACAAUAAGCAAGUGAAACGCAUGUACCAUAGUUAUUGUUUUAGCACUUUUUUCUUUUACACACACACAUACUGUUACAUACUGUUUAUUUUUUUAAUUUUUGUUUUUGUUAAAUAAAGAUCACACGCAUACAUAUACAAACAUACAUAGAUACACAAUAAAAAAAAUAAUAAUAUAAAUAAUUUUGUUUGUUAACAGAAAUCAGGAAUUUGUUUUUAUAUGUUGUUGUUCAAUUGUUUUUUAAUUAUUAUAAUUAUUAUAUACAUAUAUAACAUAAACAAAAAAGAAACAUUAAAGAAAAACCGUAAAAUUAAUAAUAAUGAUAAUUUUUAUUAAACAUUAACUUUAUAGCUAAUAAUAAAUUAAAAUUUAAAAAAAAAACGAAAUCAAUAACAUUGUUAAAUUAGAAGAAAGAAAGCAAAACAACAACCACUUACAGUUUAGACAAAUGGUGUAAAAGAAAAUUUACAUUAAUGUUAGGUUAACAUGUUAUGUUAAGUUAACAUAGGAAAUUAUUAUUAUUUUAUUUCUGUUAAUUAUUCUGCUAUAUGUCUAUUGACAUUGAAAUAUAAAAAAUAAACUUAAAUUAACCCGCAGACUGUAUUAAAAACAAAGUAGACAUUUUUAAAUAUUGGAAGAAAAUUAUCUAAAAAUAUUUUGAGAAUAUUAAUUGAAUAAUUGGGUAAAAAGAAUUAGUUGAUAUUUGCCUAAAAAAUUUUCAAAAAUUAUUAUGGGCAUUAUAGAACCAAGAACAAAGUUUUCCACUCAACUUAAUUUAGGAAACUAACUCAAAUUUGGAUUUUUUCUUUCUUGAGGACUUUAAUAAAACGAAACGAUUUCCAGGGACUCGACAUUUCCCAAAACUACUAUUGGUCAAAAUGGUUUUAAGGGAUUCAGAUAUAUCCAUAAUUUUUUUUUAAUAGAUUUUCUUAGAGAAAUUAUCCAUCUUAUCCAGAAAUGUCUGAAGACUGGCUAUUGGAUCAAAUGGAGCAAUAUAUAUCAACAAAUUUCUUAACAACUCCUUUCCAAUUGACUUAUUUUAUAUCCGUCAAAAAAUCGUAACUUAAGACCUGGAGCGUCUCCAAAAGUCCUCUGACGAUUCAAAAGGUACUAUGUCUGUGGACUCAUUAUUUCAACAAUUUUCAGCCAUGAAUACAGAAUGAGGGUUAAAGAAAAUGUAAAGAACGUUGUAAAAAAGGUUAUUUAAACAAACUCAAAAAUUACCACACGAACAAUGUUAGUUAACAGAAAAUGCUAAUUUUAUACAGCUGCAAAAGAUAACAUUUUUAAUUUAACAUCGCUGAAUGGAAAUGUUAAAAUAACAUUAAAGCAUAUGUAAACAUAACAUGAAUGUAACAUUAGCAUUUCAAGGCUAAGCUUUAAAUUUAACAUAAAUGCUAUUUAAAUAUAAAUAAUUUUAACAUAAAUGCUAAUUUAACAUAAUUAAUCAACACAUAUGAUAACCGGCAGAAAUGUUAAGUUAACAUAAUGUAAAGUAACAUAAAUGUUUUUUUUUUUAGAAAAAAAUUAUCAUUUAACAUUUUUGUUGAUACGACAUUUGUAGUAGUUUAACAUUGCUCUUAACUUAAUGGAAAUAUAAAGUUCCUGGCAUAAAUGUUGAAUGAAAGAAAAUCUUAAUAUAACAGACAUAAAUGCUAAUUUAACAUGAAUUGUUAAUUCAGCACAAAUGUAAAGCAUACAUGUUAAAAGAUGUUAUUUUUCAACAAAUGCUAUAGGUUAACGGAAGUGUUAUGUUUAUUUAAUAUCAAGUGACAUAAAUUAGAAAUGUUAAAUUUAUCUAUAUAUGAUAUAAACAUUAAUGUUAAAAAUAUAUGUCACGGAAAUUUUAAAUUAACAUAAAUGCUAAAUUAGCAUACAUGUUAUUUUAACAUUAUUACUUUAUUAUAUGAAAUGAUAAUUUCAUAGAAAAGUUAAUUUAGCAUAAAUGUUAAAUUAAAAUUUCUGUCAAAUUUGCAUAUCUAUGUAAUAAACAUUACUGUAAAACAACUAUAAUAUUAACGUAAAUGUUAAAUUAGCAAAAAAUGUUAAAUUAGCCAAAAUUUUAAAUGGAAAAAAUGUUAAAUUUACAGAAUUAUUGAAUUAACAUAAAUGUUAAAUUUACAUUCAUGUUUAAUAUAAAUGUUUAAAAGAAUAAAAAUGUUUAAUUAACAGAAAUAUUGAAUUAACAUAAAUGUUGAAUUUACACUAAUGUUAUAUCAACAUAUGUACAAUUAACAUAAAUGUUAAAUUAGCAAAAAUGUUAAAUUGGCAAAAAUGUUAAAUUAACAGAAAUAUUGAAUUAACAUAAAUGCUAAAAUUUACAUUAAUGUUAAAUUAAUAUAGAUGUUAAAUUAACAUAAAUGUUAAAUUAGCAAAAAUGUUAAUUUGGCAAAAAUGUUAAAUUAACAGAUAUAUUGAAUUAACAUAAAUGUGAAAUUUACAUGAUAAUUCAAUAUAUUUUAAAUUUACAUAAAUGUUAUAUAAGCAAAAAUGUUAAAAUAACAUAAAUAUUGAAUUAACAUAAAUGUUAAAUUUACAUUAAUGUUAAAUUAAUAUAAAUGUUAAAUUAACAUAAAUGUGAAAUUAGCAAAAAUGUUAAAUUGGCAAAAAUGUCAAAUUAACAUAAAUAUUGAAUUAACAUAAAUGUUAAAUUUACAUUGAUGUUUAUUUUAUACAUAUGUUAAAUUAACAUUAAUGUUUAAAACAACAGAAAUAUUGAAUUAACAUAAAUGUUGAAUUUACAUUGAUGUUUAUUUUAUACAUAUGUUAAAUUAACAUUAAUGUUUAAAACAACAGAAAUAUUGAAUUAACAUAAAUGUUGAAUUUACAUUAAUGUUAUAUCAACAUAUGUACAAUUAACACAAAUGUUAAAUUAGCAAAACUGUUAAAUUAACAGAAAUAUUAAAUUAACAUAAAUGUUAUGAGUAAUUUUACAUAAAUAUUAAAUUAGCAUAAAUGUUAAAUUAGCAAAAAUGUUAAAUUAACAGAAAUAUUGAAUUAACACAAAUUAUACAUUUACAUUAAUAUUAAAUUAAUAUAAAUGUUAAUUUUACAUAAAUGUUAAAUUAGCAAAAAUGUUAAAUUAACAGAAAUAUUGAAUUAACAUAAAUGUUGAAUUUGCAUUAAUGUUAAAAUUAUAUAAAUGUGAAAUUGGUUAUGGUUAAUGUUACUUUUACAUAAAUAUUAAAUUAGCAUAAAUGUUAAAUUAACAUAAAUGUAAAGUUAGAAUAAAUGUUAAAUUAGCAUAAAUGUUAAAAUAACAUAAAUGUUAAAUUUACAUUAAUGUUAAAUUAAUAUAAAUGUUAACUUAACAUAAGUGUUAACUUAACGUAAAUGUUAAAUUAGCAUUAAUGUUAAAUUAACAAAAAUGUUAAUUUAUAUUUUAUUUAGAAAAAUUUAUCAGAAAUAUUAAUUAGCAGCCAUAUUAAUACUAUACAUGUUAACUUAACAUGACUGCAAAACUGCGAUCAAUGUUAAGUUAUAGAACAUUUUAAUUUCUUACACCUCUAAAUUUACCAUAAAUGCUAGCUACUCAUGUUAAUUUUGGCCAAAAAUGUUAACCUAACAUAAAUGUUAAUUUUUAAAGCACCAAAUUUUGAAAAAAAAAAAAACGAUAAAUAAUUAUGUUAAAACUCUCAAACAAUUGUUAAGUUAGUAGAAAAUAAAAAUGAAAAACAAAUUACAGAUUACAAAAAAAAAAAAAACCGCCAUACAAAAACCCGACGAAUCAUGAACGUUUUCAGUUUGAAUUUUGAUUGUAAGUGCAAUUGAACCUGGCUCCCAAAAUCCCAACUUCAAGCAAAACAAA